Messenger RNA from Drosophila serrata, 3009 nucleotides. RefSeq lists its product as uncharacterized. The record is from RefSeq and is a predicted model, not a curated record. Lineage: Eukaryota; Metazoa; Arthropoda; Insecta; Diptera; Drosophilidae.
AUGAAAGCAAAUAUCAGAGUUCUAGUGAUUUUCAUAUUUUUGGGCCUUCAAGGGAAUGGCAGAGCUACGCAAAAGUCGCAGCUUGGCCAACCGCUUAUACAAUUAAGUCACGACAACACCGAUGAUGAUUAUCCAGAAAUUAAAGACGAAAUUCAUUUGGAGGACUUCUUUUGGACUGGCUCCGGAGAUGGUCCUCCUGAUUUUCUAAAGAAGGUACACACCGGCAUAACCAAGGGCAAGGAUGUAAUUGUCAAGACGGAGACGGUGGUGGCCACGGUCUAUGUAGAUGGGAAUAAUGAAAUUGACAUUCCCAUUUGCAUUGACUGCAAACCGGACGAUGGGGGCGGCACCUGGGACAUGGGUGGAGGUCCUGGGAUGCCACCUCUUAACUACUCGGCCACAGAUCGUCGUUACUGGCUGCUUACGGUGAUGUCUGGCUUUUAUACGGCCAAGGAUAAUCCCACGCUCGAGGAGAAGCUUGCACGUCUAUAUCGUCUAGCUUUUACUAGACAACAGACCCGUCACCUGGGCAUAAAUGGGGCCCAGCAAAUCGAGGGUGUUAAUGUGCCAGCACCCCGGGAACGUCGCAAGUCCCUAAGCAUACCCAAUGUGAGACCCGAAACUACUACGACGGGAUCUCCAGCUGAUGAUGUGGAAAUACUGGACUUGCAGGAUGAGGACGAUGAGCACUAUAUUAAGAAUGUUAAAAGGCUAGGCGAAGACACUGAAUGGACUAAUUCCGAGGAGCAGACAGACCAGGAGGAGGAGUCGCCAGAGGUAGCUUCCAAUGGGGUCACCACCCCAAUACCGACACCAACAGGCAGCACUGAAACAACGAUGGAUUAUGGCGCAUACGUUACCCUGAUCCCAUGGGAGCUUUUGCAGCAGAAUGGGAAAUCGGAAAAGUUGCGGGAAAUGCACGAGUCCUUGUUGACUAAGCAACCGCUACAGGAACUACAGGAGCAGCAGGAGAGGCAGAAACAGGAGCAGCUCCAACAACAACAGCAACCUCUUUAUAGGAACGAGCACGUCAGAGUUGUCAUACACAACCUAACGCAAAUUAGCGAGGCGGAUGUGCAAAAGUGGAGCACGAACACGCAGGCGGAGGACACGGAGGACAUCAACUACGUCAACCUCAAAUUCAGCAAUGACAGACCCAUAGCCAACCAAACGGAGCUAAUUUAUACCGUGCUGGUUAAUGGUCGUCCCAUUUUGGCCACCACAGCAGCCAAGGAUAUGGAGUUGGUCAGUGAAGAUGAGGCGGUCAAGACAUUUGGACAGGCGGUCUAUAUGAAAUCGGAACCUUAUAUAAGAGAACCUACGGCCACGGCUCUGGCACCGGUUCCACGGAGUGGCCAGGCUGGCUUCUUUAAUUCUGUAAAGAAUAAUGUGGCUCUGGUGGUCAUUAGUUCCUUGGCCAUCCUUCUGCUAAUGCUGCUCCUUGUGGCUGUCCUACUUCUUGGAAGAACACGAGCUCGCCAAAGGGAACUGAGUGCGGUCAACAGGAAUUCUUCCCGCAACGAACUACUCUCCGAGGGUCAAUCGAUCCGACCCACAACGAGUGAAAGGACCGAAGGAGAACCAAGUCCGGAUCGCCAUUCCCGGGAAGUUGGAGUACGCAACUAUUCGUACGAUCGGGAGCCACGCAUCAGUUUUCCAGCUCCACCGGCGGAGACCCGUUCCCGUCGUCGCGAUUCCGUUUCCUCCUCGACGGACAACACCUCCGAUUCUUCGGUUUAUUGUCCCAUUAAUCCGCCGAGUGCCGAUGUCCAGCGGAUUCUGGAUGACAAGGCAGCCCGCUUGUUCGAUGGCCACAAAAGGCGGCAUCAGUACGAUCGUGCCGAGGGACAUGAGGAAACGGUAUACACCUCUGUGGUGUCCGAGAAAAAGGGCGACAAGUCCAGGCACAAGUCGAGAAGGCGUUAUCUAAAUGAGAACCGCGUGGGUUCCCUGGAGACGAGUCCCGUGCAGGGAUCGCUGGCCGGUCAUUCUUCCACUGAGGAAGUGGAAUCCCCAGAGGUGCAGCGCCGGAGCUAUGAGAACUUCCAGAGGAACGAGGCCUACAAUCCGCACAACAACUAUCACAGGAACAAGCUCUUGACCCAGAAGGCCGGAAGUGGUGUCGUCUCGACGGAGGCCAUCAACAAGGAAAUCGUUGGAAACAUGUCACCGGAUACUGCCAGCGUGGGCUCUUUCCUUUCAAUGGCCUCCGUGAGGGCCUUCCCGAAGAGCGCUUUGCCGGAGCCACUGAAUCGAGUGCUGGAUCCCGUGUUCGUUACCUACUACGACAAUGUGAAUGCCGUGGCGCCGCACAACUCUACGCGAUCGCUGAGGACCCUCUCCCAGAAGGGAUCCAAGAACUCUACCAUUGCUACCAUAGCCAGCUUCCCGAGUCCCAAGGCACCGCGCACAGUGCGCUCAGCCUCACAAAGCGAUAAUCCGGAUCCCGGCGUGGUCGGUCCUGUUGUCUGGGAGCGGCACAAGAAGAAGCAGAGCCAGGAGGCCCUGACCUAUACGGAUUACCAUGCGAGUCCGCUGCACAAUCCCUCGGCCAUCCGUAAUCAUUAUGAGGGGCUCCUCGAGGGCGCCCUCCAGAUGUACUCCAGCCAGGAUGACAUCCCCAUGCCGCUGCCCACGCAGAAUUUCACCAACAGCCGGCGGGCCACGAAGCGCGAACAUAGGGGUUCCUCUGCCGGUUUGCCCAGCUUCCAUCCGGAAUCCAGCAGCAGGAUCACUUCAGAUCGCCCGGCCACUGCCCAGCCGGAGAAGACCUCCAAGUCGGCGCACUCCACGCAGCCACCAUCACCCACUUACAGUGCCUGGGGCGGCGGUAGCAUGUAUAGCUCCCAUUCCACCCUGAACCGCCCUUUGAGCGCAGGUCCCAUCCAUCGGGUGGAGAACCGACUGGACAUAUCCAGUCAGGCAGCAUCGGGCACGGGAACAGCGCCCCUCAUUGAGGCCAUACAGAGCGAGCUGCGAAAAUUCAAGCAGCAGCAAGAGCAGGAGUAG